Molecule: messenger RNA, 324 nt
Organism: Saprolegnia parasitica CBS 223.65
Lineage: Eukaryota; Oomycota; Saprolegniomycetes; Saprolegniales; Saprolegniaceae
Exons: 4
Coding region: 1-324 (107 amino acids)
Source: RefSeq, a predicted model, not a curated record
AUGGCGAUAGUCGUGACGACGUCGGCGUCGAUGGCCGACCGCUUCUAUGGCUUCCGCUACGAGAUUCCCAGCAACAACGAAGAGACGAUCGCGCUUGUCACGGCCCAGGCGCAGCAGCACGGAUGUUUUGGCUGGGUGCAGCCCGCGCCGCAGGCCACGGUAGUGGGCGAGGAGACGUGGCACGGCGCCCACGUCCGCGUCUACACCUCGACAAAGAUCCGCUUCCACUUCAGCUACUUCCGCCGGCUCGAGACGGCGCGCGACACCUGCUUUGCGUCACCGCCCCACGCGUGCAUUGCCCACACACGUCACGAUGAGCUGUAG